AUGCUAUUAAUUAAUAGAAACAAAGACAACAACACUAAAGUAAACACCAACGCAACACCAUUUCCUACCACUUGCAACGCAACAUCACCAACUAUGAAGAAGAAGGGUGCUAUCACCCCCUUAUCAGCAGGACCUUCCUCAUCCCCAGAACAUAAGAAACAUAAGUUCAAAAUACUGGGAUUAUUCAAGAAGAAUAGGAACUAUGAGGGUGCAUCCUCAUCAUCAUCAUCUACCACUGCAAUUCCAACAUCUACCGAGAAUAUCAUCGACGACAUUAAUUUAGAUCACCACCACUUGACAAUAAUCCCAAGCAUAGAUGAACAUCAAGAACAACCACAACAACAACAACUUACUUCUGCACAAUCUGUAAAUACUCAUCGGAAUAGUGUUGCCUCAUCUAUAUAUAGCAACCAUCAUAAUAAUCACAACCAAUUACAUCCCCUUUAUCAACACAAUCCCAGUCAAUACACCACUCUUGUCAAUGAUCAAGAACGUUAUACAUCAUUCACAUCUGAAUGCAUUUCCUUACAAAAUAGUGAAAUGACUGCUACUUCAAACAUUGAGGAAGAUAGUAUUGGAGAAUCAAAACCACGUCCAAAGAAGAAUCUUCGUAGUUUAUUAAGACUUGGUUCAUUCUCCGGUAAUAUCGAGUCAACUAAUCCUCAUCAUCCUUACUCCAUUGAGAUUGUCAAUGAAUCAUGUCAUGAAGAUGAUGAUGCUGAAGUUCCUAAUCAAGAUGACGAUCUUACCUGUCUUUCCGACCUGGAAUCAGACUUGAACUUUGAUCCUAAAAGUGAAGAAACUCAAGUCGAUUAUAAAUUUGGAGGUUAUCAUCCAGUAUCAAAAGGUGAAGUAUAUUAUUCCCAGAAAUUCCCUAAUCGUGAAUAUAUAAUCUUACGGAAAUUAGGUUGGGGUCAUUUCUCAACUGUUUGGUUGGCCAAAUCAAGAUUUAAUUUUGAGUCCAUAGAUUCGACAUCAACAACAUUGGCUGAUGUAGACACUCGAGAAUAUUAUGUUGCCAUGAAGUUUGUUAAAUCAAAUAGACAUUAUCUGGAAGCAGCUGAAGAUGAGAUUCGUAUUAUGAAAACUUUGUGUGAUCCAAUUGCUAAUGCUGAUCAUUUACCUAAUGGUUAUCAAUACUUUGACGGCAAAGAUCCAACUCAACAUCCUGGUUAUAAACAUAUUAUGAAAUUAUUGGAUGAUUUUCAAAUUGAAGGUCCUCAUGGAAAUCAUAUUUGUAUGGUAUUUGAAAUCUUGGGUGAGAAUAUUUUGAAUUUAAUUUAUAAAUAUAAGAAAUUCUAUAGAAGUGUUCAUGAUGUAAUUAAAGAAAAGAAAGAAGGAAGUGAUGAAGAAGUCAAUGCGGUUAAUGAUGGGAAGUUUAUGAAAUGGGAUACCAAGGCCAUCAAGAAGAAUACCAAAUCAAUGUUGAGUUUACGUUUGAAGACAAAAUCGAAAUCCAAAAGCAACAGCACUGAUAUCUCAUCAUCCUCAUCUCUUUCAUCUACCAUUGCUUCUCCUACUGAGAUGAUGAACAUCCAUACUGAAGACACCUAUUCAACCACCAGCACUGCUAUCACCAGUGAUUCAUGGCUAGAAGAAUCAGUAUCUAAACAUCUUAGAUCAUUACCCCGGGAAUCAUUAGUAUCACUCAUGUCAAAGUCACAAAGAUGUGGUGGUAUUCCACUUUUGCAUGUGCGUCAAAUUAUGCGUCAAAUCUUAUUGGCUAUGGAUUAUAUGCAUCAUUGUGGAGUUAUUCAUACCGAUCUUAAACCAGAAAAUAUCUUACUUGAAAUCAAGGAUAUUAAUAAGAUCAUCAAGAGUAUUGAAAUGGAAAAAUUAUCCAAAUUAAGAUCUUCACUUCGGAAAACCGGGUCUUUCAAACAAACCACCACAUCAUCAUCAUCUUGUUCUGUCGGUAUGAGAAUGUCUACUUCAAGAAACUUAUCUACUACUUCCAAUCCAUCCAGAUCUUCAUCAAUGUGUUAUUACAAACGUUCAAAGAAUUCCGUUUGUGGGACAAAUGAUUGUCCAAUCAGAAGUUCAAAACCAUUUGGAUUCGGGAUUAGUUCGGAAGUAUUUUUCAAGGAUGUUAAUUUCCAAGGAGGAAGGGGAGGAAGUAGUAGUAGUAGAAGAAGACGUUCUUCAACAACUUCAACAUCAACCAGAUCAUCCACCUCUCCAGCUUCUAGAAGAAAUAGUUCUCGAGAUCUGGUUGACAACAAUGGGGAAAUUUCAAUCAAGAUUGCUGAUUUGGGAAAUGCAACAUUCACCGAUCAUCAUUUUACAAAUCUGAUCCAAACUCGCCAAUACCGUUCCCCGGAAAUAUUAUUAAGAUAUAAGAGUUGGGGUAGUUCUACUGAUGUUUGGAGUAUUGGAUGUAUUUUGUUUGAACUUAUCACGGGUGAUUUCUUGUUUGAUCCUCAUGAAGGUGGGAAAUAUUUCGAAAGAGAUGAAGAUCAUUUAGCUCAAAUUGUUGAAUUAAUUGGAGAAUUCCCCAGUGAUGAAUAUUUGGUUAAAUGUAAAAAUGUUACUAAAUAUUUCAAAAUGAAUAAACGAGGUGAGAUUGGGUUUAGACAUAUAGAUAAAUUGAAAUAUUGGGGUUUACAAGAUGUUUUAAUUGAAAAGUAUGGUUUUGAAGCUGAUGACGUUGAAGUUAAAUUGAUUUCGGAUUUUAUUUUGAAAUGUUUGAAAUUUGAUUUGAAUGAAAGAUAUGAUUGUAGAAGUUUAUUAUCUCAUCCUUGGUUGAAAUAUAAUCAAGAUGAAGUUUAUGAUAUGGAUUUAGAAGCGUUGGAAUCUGAAAUGGCUAAUUUGCCAAAUUUGCAUGAUGACAUUCCGGGAUAUACCUGUGAAUGCAAAGUUUAG
Molecule: messenger RNA, 2862 nt
Organism: Hemisphaericaspora subhashii
Lineage: Eukaryota; Fungi; Ascomycota; Pichiomycetes; Serinales; Debaryomycetaceae
Exons: 1
Coding region: 1-2862 (953 amino acids)
Biological process (GO): spliceosomal complex assembly; protein phosphorylation; regulation of mRNA processing
Molecular function (GO): protein kinase activity; ATP binding
Source: RefSeq, a predicted model, not a curated record